Molecule: messenger RNA, 2040 nt
Organism: Sceloporus undulatus (fence lizard)
Lineage: Eukaryota; Metazoa; Chordata; Lepidosauria; Squamata; Phrynosomatidae
Gene: OPRK1
Product: opioid receptor kappa 1
Biological process (GO): neuropeptide signaling pathway; sensory perception of pain; G protein-coupled opioid receptor signaling pathway
Cellular component (GO): neuron projection; membrane
Molecular function (GO): dynorphin receptor activity; neuropeptide binding
Source: RefSeq, a predicted model, not a curated record
GCUAGGUACACAAAGAUGAAGACAGCAACAACAGCUAUAUUUUUGAAUUUGGCUCGGGCAGAUGCUCUCGGUACCAGCAGACAAGCCUUUCCAAGGACUGAGUAGGUAAUGAACUCUUGGCCAUUUGGGGAUGUGCCGGUAAUUGUCAUGUCAAGUGACUAACGAUAACAGUUUACCAGCAAAUUCACCCUGACCAUGAGGAGUGGUGAUCGACAUUGCUGUCUGUCACCCCGGAAGGCACUAGACUCGACUCCUCUGAGGCAAAGAUAAUCAAUAGUGUGUAGCUGGCUCUUAUCAUCAUCGGUGUGAAUGUCCUCUGGUGUGUAUGGGGGCAGCUGGAACAAUACAGACACAGCAAGUACUGAAUGUUCUUUGCAGUUUCCAGAUGAUGACUAUGAGUGGUGGGACAUUUUUAUGAAAAUUUGUGUCUUUGUCUUUGCAUUUAUUAUACCAGUGCUAAUUAUAGUUGUUUGCUAUACUCUGAUGAUUAUGCGCUUGAAGAGUGUAAGACUUUUGUCGGGAUCGCGAGAAAAAGACCGAAACCUCCGUCGCAUCACCAGAUUGGUGCUUGUUGUGGUUGCAGUUUUCAUUAUCUGCUGGACCCCAAUACACAUUUUUGUAUUAGUUGAAGCUCUUGGAGAUGUGUCCCAUAGUACUGCAGCCAUUUCUAGCUAUUAUUUCUGCAUUGCAUUAGGUUACACCAAUAGCAGUCUAAAUCCUAUCCUGUAUGCUUUUCUGGAUGAAAAUUUCAAGCGGUGUUUCAAAGAUUUCUGCUUUCCUUUCAAGACAAAGACAGAUAGACAGAGCACCACCAGAGUUCGAAGUGCUAUUCAAGAACCUGUCUAUACCAGGGAUGCUGAUGGUACAAACAAGCCAGUAUGACUAGUCGUGGAAAUGUCAUCUUACUGUUCUCCUGGCCAAGAAGUAUCCAAUGAUCUUGGACUAACCCAAAUAACCAGCGCAGUGUGAAAUGGCCAGUAAUAGACCUGUAAGGAAUCCUGUAGUUUGAACUGAUAUAUGAGCAUCGCUUCAUAAUAAGGAUCUCUUCACAUUUCUGCUCAUUGAUUACGAGUUUUGGCUCUAUCCACAAUCAAUCUUUCUACAUAACAAAAUAUAAAUUUUUGGCAGAAGGAAAAGGUCUUCACAAAGCUACUGUUUUUCUAACAAGAGGAGUAUCUAGUUCUUUUAUUCUUCUAAUUUUUCUGCUGUUAUUUAUGUUCCAUAUGGAAGAUAAAUGUGUCUUUUAGUGAUUGCUGAAAUUGUACUGUAUCACCUUACAAUGAACUAUGAUGACUAAUUGUCUACAGUAUCUGUCAGAAUGUCAAAAUCAGUAUUUUCCUUUUUUUUUUCACUGAGUGAAAAACAUCUUUUCUAAAAUGAAUGUAUUCAAGAAUCAUGAGGUGAAUUAUGGAAUUUAGUCUUCUAGUACAACAAUUCAUGAGCUUCUCUGAAAUGCUAAUUGUGUAUUCCCAUAAUAUAGUGAUUGCAUCUGUUACGACAUAAGGUGAUUCAGUGGAAACAUCCAAUAUUUUUACUUCAUGGAAUCAAUAGCAAUUAAUCCUAUGGGAAUCAUGUUACAUUAUUACUGCAUGAAUGGGUUCUGUGAAUCCUAUUUAUUUAUGUAAAUUAUAUCCCACCUUUCUAUCUUAUCUGUGAAUUCCAACAGGGAGGGUCCAUAGCUUAGUUUGAAGCUUUGUGUUUGUCCUAAAAUGAUAUAUUUUUCAGUGUCCUAACCUGCCACUCCCAUUUUUUUCUUCCAUAAAAAUCCUAAUUUUACAUGCAGAAAAGCCACACAUAUUUGCAUCAAAAACUGGCAUAUAAAUAUGUACAAUUUAUUAUAGUUUGGAUUUUCUUGUAACACUGGGGCCUGCCUGCAUAUGUUUGCACUGUGAAAUUCUGGUUUAUGCAUGAUUGCUGACUUUUGUAUUUGGUGUCUGUCUGCAACAUAAGCCUUUCAGUGUUGUUGUUGUUUUAAAAAAGACAAAUGCAUCUUUUUUAUGGUGUUCUUUUUUGUGUGGAUCUCUAAAAAUAUAUGUACUU